UGUAACGAUAUACAUUGAGAUUGUGUUGAUCAUAUCCUGUCUAACUUUCACUACCGCCGCUAGCGACAGUACUCGGGGUAAAGACUUCUAUGUUGCAUUUUUCCCAGAAACGUAUGAUUCCUAUUUCGUGAUAAAUUACCACAAUUCAUUGUUAAUAUCAUCUGAUAGCGGUGGAGUGUGCAGCAUCAGCUAUGACAACGGCACGAGACACGAAACUACCCUUAAUCUACACCCCAAAACGGUAACGACACUGAACAUUCCCGAACUAUCACGGAUACAUGCUGGAAUUAAGAUCAUUAAUAAAGGGGUACAUGUAAAAUGUUCACAAGAUGCGUCACUUUACGGGGUGGACUAUUACCACACCGAUGGAGUAUUUACAGCUAUUCCAUUAGAAGCACUAAGCACAAAUUACAUAGUUCCUGGAAUCCGGAGCAAUUCCUUUUUGGGCAUAGUAGGAACAACAGCCAAUACCACUGUUCAUGUUUAUGUGAAAAGCACGUGCAGUUAUCUAUAUAACGGCAUAACAUACCAAACAGGAGAUGUUUUGGUGACACUUCUACAAGAAAACGAUGUCCUUCAAAUCACAGAUGAAGAUCAGUCCUCUGGUGACGGGUGUGAUCUAGGUGGAACUCGUGUAGUGGGCACAGCUAAGGUUUCUGUGUUUUCUGGGUCUGUAUAUUACCCUGGUGGUGCAUCCCAUUAUGUUCUACAAGUACCCCCUAUAAGCGCUUUCAGUAAACUUGCAAUAGCUCCCCGAAUCGAGACAACUUACGCCUGGAAAAAUAUUAUUCGAGUUAUUGCUGGGUACGAUAACACAACCUUAUUUAACCCUGCCCCAGUGCGACAUUUAGAUAAAGGGGAAUUUAUGGAGUUUAAUUACACUUUCACCGACGACCAUGUUAUUAUUAGUGACAAACCUGUUAUGGUAACACAGAUAUGUGUUUUCGGAGCCGGGAGUGGAUUCUUUACAUUUGUUCCCGGUCCAGAAUUUUACGGAAACGAUUAUUUUAUAAAAGGAAUAACAAGCUUUCUCCGCCAAGAAAAUCCAUACGUUACCAUUAUUUCUGAAACUAAAGAUAUCCAUAGUUUGUUGGUAGACGAUUUGUAUCCUGAUGCCAUUCAUUGGGUGAAUUUGACCAGUGCACCGUAUUCAGUUGGAGUUCUACCGAUAAAGGCGGGACAGCAGUUGCACAUUCUAAAUUCAAAGAGUCCGAUCUUUGUGCGAGAACAUGAAUAUAGCUCAGUUCACACACAUGGUUAUAUUGGUGGAUAUAGUUACCAAGCAAGCAAACAUUCUGUUGACGAAUCAUACAGCUUGAAAUGUUUAGCCAGUAGUUUCCUAAUCACAUUUGAUAUGUUGGUAUUGGGAGUCAGUACCAAUGAUAUAUGUAAUAUUUAUAUGGGUGUGGAGACAUGUACGGGAAUUCUGGAUGGUGAUAUUUUAAGGUUUAAUACAUCUUACUCUGACUGUCAUACCGGACACAAGAUAGAAAAUGAUACAGUUUUCUUUGAGAAUCAUAUAGUGUUUGCACCGCCAUCACCUGAUCACGUGAUACGUACAGUACAAUGGGAUUUCGAUGUUGUCUGUAGCAAGUCUGUUCACGACACAGAUUCCAUACUUGUUCACCCAAAGUACAAUUCGUCAAGUCACGUGACAGCCUCUGGACAGAUACAAGGAUCCCAUGUGAAGAUAGAUCUGUACCAAGAUGCUGGCUUCCGUCAUGUUCUUCAAGGAACGGAUCUAAAUAAUAUUCUGAUCGGGUCUACUGUCUUUGUUCAAGUUACAGCAACAGGCAAUUCCGACAUCGUUAUGGUGGUGAAUAACUGUUACGCCCACGUUGAUGGUGAUCAAAAACCCUCACACCAACUCAUAAAAAAUGGCUGUACUGUUGAUUUUGGAAGCAAGAUUUUAAUUACUAGAAACCAAGUGACGAGAUUCCAGUUUAAUAUGUUUGAUCUGCCCCAUGACCAGAACGGAUUUAUCAUCACUUGUGAUGUGACGUAUUGUGAUCCAAUGGUUUUUACUUCCAAAUGCCAACAAACGUGUCAUCAAUCACAGCCAGAUAUUAUCGGAUAAUAAGUUAUGGGAUACCAAUUCUUUAAUUCUUUUAAAGUACUCACUGAACUAUUUUACCAUUUUCCUCUAAUACGCCCCUCCGCCUAUCCAGAUGUUUUAUUAAUCUCAAACAGUGCACUUAAUGAAGUAAAGAAAAUGGCUACAUUAAACCCAUGCAUUUUAAAGAGAAAAUUGUUUAUACUAAAAAAAAAACCACACCGAUAUUUAUGAACUUUAAAACUGAAAAUGAUUUCAUUCUACAGCAAGUCCCUGAUAUCAAUUAAUGUUA
Molecule: messenger RNA, 2345 nt
Organism: Patella vulgata (common limpet)
Lineage: Eukaryota; Metazoa; Mollusca; Gastropoda; Patellidae
Product: CUB and zona pellucida-like domain-containing protein 1
Exons: 5
Coding region: 866-2077 (403 amino acids)
Source: RefSeq, a predicted model, not a curated record